CAGGUAAUUAAGAAUGGUUUGGGGCAAUUAUUUGUGCGAUUAUUGUGCAAGAUUUAUUCGACCCUAUUUUUAUGGUGACUUAGUAUGUUGUAAUUUGUGUGGAAAAGUCCUUGAUGAAGAUAAUUUUGGCAAAACUAUGGUACAACAUAAGAGUAAGAAAAUUGAUUCCGCAAUAAAAAAGACAUAUGAAGAAACGAUCAAGGAAAACGUAGAGUAUAAAAAGGAUACAACUUACACAGAGAUACAAGAAGAAUAUAAUUCAAGAAGAGUUUGGUGUGAUCAUUGUGUGAAGUCAAUCAGUCAACCCCACUACUUUGUUAACAAAAUAUGUUGUUGCAUCUGUGGGAAAGUCCUCGACGAUAAUAUCCAUUUUAUCACACGAUAGGUGAAAUUCGAAAAUCCUAAAUAAAGUGAAAGUGUCAUCAUGCACGUGAUGAAAAUUAAUUUCAGAAGAUAGGAGAUUUAUGAAAAAAUAGUUGAAAAUACUAUGAGAAUGCGUAUCACGGAAGGUUGGAGAAUGUGACUAUGUGACAAUUGAAAUAAAAUAAACUAUGCAUUACUUAUGAUCAAUUGAGAUAGUUGCAACAAUUUUAUUUAUUUGUUUGAUAUCAAUUAUUUCCCACAUAUGUUUGUUAUGUUGUUACC
Solanum pennellii is the source of this 645-nucleotide messenger RNA. RefSeq lists its product as uncharacterized. Lineage: Eukaryota; Viridiplantae; Streptophyta; Magnoliopsida; Solanales; Solanaceae. Bases 14 to 385 code for a protein of 123 amino acids. The record is from RefSeq and is a predicted model, not a curated record. The transcript has 6 exons.